AUGUUUAAACAAGCAAUGAAUAGUGUUGAGAGUAAACUUGAUAAAGCUUUUGUAAUUCAAGGAAACGAUAAUGGAAAUAAUUAUCAAGAUGUUUACAUAGACCCAAUAACAGGAUUUACAUUCACCACAACCACAUCAUCUACAACCACGGAUUUUACAGGUUCAAUCCUAAAAUCAAAAAUUGACAGAAGAAGCAUUUCAUUGCAAUCCAGCGAAAGCGAUCAAAUUAAUUUAGAUUUAAAAAAUGAUAUUAAUGGUAAUAAUGAAAAUAUAUUAGAAAGAGACAUUGAAGAGAAUGUUACUACAGAGGCAAAAUUUAGUGAAAAAUCUAUAUCAUCAUCAGUUAAUGAUCUUCAACAUUUGGUUGAACAACGUGAACGUCAACUAAUGAGUGCAAUUGAACAAAAUGCCAUGCUAAAUGAUUCAUUGGAACAAUUAAAAUUACAAUUAAAAGACUUGGAAGAACUUAAAGCUGCAGAAUCAAAGAUUUCACAAGAAAGGAUUGAUCGUCUAGAAAAUCAAUUACAAAAAUCUAAUUUAGAGUUGAAUACAGUGAGACAAAAAAUUUCUAAUUCAGAGGACUCUUCAUCAACACAAGAUUUACUUGAAUAUCAACGUAAUCUUUUAUCAGAAAAAGAAGACCAAAUUACUGGACUUUUAGCUGAAGGUGAAAAAUUAUCAAGGAAUGAAUUAAUGCAUCGAAAUAGUUUGAAAAAGCAUCAUAAAAAAGAAGCAGAACAAGAACAACAUUAUAAUGAUUUAUUUAGAAAAUAUGAGAAAUCUAAUCAGGAAAUAUCAAAAUUAAAUAGUAAACUAGUAAAUUAUAAAGAAUCUGAGGACCAAUUAUAUAACAAAGCAAAUUUAGAAUUAAAUGAACUUAAUGAAAACCUUUCAUCUCCAUUGCAAACAUCAACUGUACUAGAAAAAGAGGUUUUAAUUAGAGAAAAGUUAAAUAAAGAAUUGGAAAAAUUAAGGAAUGAAACAGUAAUUACAGAGAGUAAUUUAAGAAUGGAGAUUAAUGAAUUGAGAUCAACUUUAUCAAAAGGAUUACAAAAGAAAUUGCAAAUAACAGAGAUUUCUUUAGAAGAUUCAACAGCAGAAGAAUGGAACAUUGAAAAAAUUCAAGUAUUGAGACAAAUUGAAAAUUUGCAUACUCAACAUACAAGAUCAUUAAAAAAUUGGGAAAUAAUAGAAUCAAACCUUACAUCAAGGUUAAAUGAAAUAGAAGCAAGCCGUCGACAAUAUAAAGAGAAAUAUGAUGAAUUGAAUUCAGAACUUAAAGAAAUGUCUACAAAAUUUCAACAACAAGAAUUAGCAUUAAUAUUAGAACGUUCCCAAAAUUCUAAAUUAUUAACAGAAUUAGAUUAUUUGAAAUCUAAACAAGUUCCAAAAUUAGAAUUACAAAUUCAAGAACUUACUGCUAAAAUUGGUUCAAUUCAAGUUGAAAAGGAUAAUCUGUUCAAAGAGACUAAAGAGAAAUAUGAUGAAGCAAUGAAAAAACUAUCUGAAGAAUUCGAGAAAAGAUUAAAAUAUGAGCAAGAUUUAAGGUUAUUCAAAGAACAGCAACAAGAUGCCCAAGCUCAAGUACCAGAACAAGUAUUGAUGUUGAAUUUAUCCGUCAAGUAUUUAGAAAGUCAAGUCAACACAUUACAAUCUCAAUUAAAUAUUGCUACUAGAAAUAGAGAUGAAUUGGCAAAUGAAUUGGUAAAAUUGACUGUUCAAUUAGAAGAAAUGACAAUUAAAAGUGAAAGAUUAACAGAAGUAGAAGAUCAAUUCUUCAAAUUGAAUGAAAGAAAUGUUGGGAGAGAAAACAGAAAAGGUAGAAGAGCUGCAAGAUAUUAUUGA
Molecule: messenger RNA, 1845 nt
Organism: Entrophospora candida
Lineage: Eukaryota; Fungi; Glomeromycota; Glomeromycetes; Entrophosporales; Entrophosporaceae
Source: the annotation of a GenBank genome assembly